AUGCGUCUCAUUAUACGUUCUGAUUAUGACGAGGUAUCAGAGUACAUAGCAACUUAUGUCAAAAAUCGUAUACUUGAAUAUAACCCAACUCGAGAGCGUCCCUUUGUUCUUGGCUUGCCAACUGGUUCAUCACCCGUUGGUUUAUAUAAAUGUUUGGUGAAAUUUUAUAGGAACAAUGAGUUAAGCUUCAAGCAUGUUGUUACCUUUAACAUGGACGAAUAUGUUGGUUUACCAAGGGAUCACCCGGAAAGUUAUCAUUCUUUUAUGUGGCAUCAUCUAUUCAAACAUAUCGACAUUGCUCCGGAUAACGUAAACAUCCUUGAUGGUAACGCCGAGAACCUUAGUGAAGAAUGUGUUAGAUUUGAAAGAAAGAUAAAGUCUGUCGGUGGUAUUGAAUUAUUCAUUGGAGGAAUCGGACCCGAUGGUCAUAUCGCUUUCAAUGAACCGGGAUCAUCUCUGACAUCAAGAACCCGUGUUAAAACCUUGGCUUACGAUACUAUUUUGGCGAAUUCAAGAUUCUUUGAUAAUGAUAUUAACAAAGUACCAAGAAUGGCUUUGACAGUCGGUGUGGGAACCGUUAUGGAGGCACGCGAAGUCGCGAUUAUCAUAACCGGAGCACAUAAAGCGAUUGCUCUUUCCAAAUGUAUCGAAGAAGGUGUAAAUCACAUGUGGACGGUUUCGGCCAUACAACAUCACCCAAAAGCUUUGAUCGUUUGUGAUGAAGACGCAACGCUUGAAUUGCAUGUCAAGACCGUAAAAUAUUUCAAGAGUAUUGAGCAUGUCAUUAACAAUCUUAUUGGAGCCGAAAAUGUCGGUUUACAAGGCAAUGUCAAGAAAUAUCCUACCCCAGAAGCAACCCCGGAAGUUACCCCGGAAGUUACUCCAGAAGUUACUCCAAUCUGCGAAGCAUUUUACAAUUUACCUUUUAAAAGAUAA
Funneliformis mosseae is the source of this 936-nucleotide messenger RNA. The record is from the annotation of a GenBank genome assembly. Lineage: Eukaryota; Fungi; Glomeromycota; Glomeromycetes; Glomerales; Glomeraceae.